AUGUCUUGCUACGACCUGUGCUCCACCACCGUUGGUGGCAUCUACCGCCCCCAGCCCCUCGCUGACAGGGGGAAUGAGCCAUGUGUCCGUCAGUGCCCUGACUCCACAACUGUGAUCCAGCCACCUCCGGUCGUCGUGACCUUCCCUGGCCCCAUCCUCAGCUCCUUCCCUCAGGAUUCGUUUGUGGGAUCCUCUGGAGCACCCAUCCUUGGGGGCUAUGGGGGCUCCCUGGGCUAUGGGGGCUAUGGAUCCCUGGGCUACCAGGGUCUGGGGAGCUAUGGAGGCUAUGGGUCCCUGGGUUAUGGGGGUCUGUACAGAUAUGGGGGCUCCUCCCUGGGCUGUGGGGCUCUGUAUGGCUAUGGGGGCUCCCUGGGUUACAAGGGCCUGUAUGGCUAUGGUAGAUCCUAUGGUUCUGGCUCUUGCAGCCCUUACUCCUACUCAUAUAACAGGUACCGCCGUGGCAGCUGCGAUCCCUGUUAA
Molecule: messenger RNA, 480 nt
Organism: Egretta garzetta (little egret)
Lineage: Eukaryota; Metazoa; Chordata; Aves; Pelecaniformes; Ardeidae
Product: scale keratin
Exons: 1
Coding region: 1-480 (159 amino acids)
Cellular component (GO): intermediate filament
Molecular function (GO): structural constituent of cytoskeleton
Source: RefSeq, a predicted model, not a curated record